Messenger RNA from Ochlerotatus camptorhynchus, 1257 nucleotides. It is a transcript of the gene Spx, whose product is annotated as Spliceosomal protein on the X. Gene Ontology annotation, molecular function: RNA binding. Gene Ontology annotation, cellular component: nucleolus; U2 snRNP; U12-type spliceosomal complex. The transcript is spliced from 2 exons. The coding region runs from base 63 to 1148 and encodes 361 amino acids. The record is from RefSeq and is a predicted model, not a curated record. NCBI's taxonomy places the organism in Eukaryota, Metazoa, Arthropoda, Insecta, Diptera, Culicidae. Gene Ontology annotation, biological process: positive regulation of mRNA splicing, via spliceosome.
CAGCGAAACGUUUUGUUGACACUGCGGUGCGGCGGCGACGAAACACCCACAAAACAACAACGAUGGCUGCCGGUCCGAUCGCUGAGCGGAAUCAGGAUGCCACUAUCUACGUCGGUGGGCUGGACGAUAAGGUCUCGGAGACGCUCCUGUGGGAGAUGUUCGUGCAGGCUGGCCCGGUAGUGAACGUCCAUAUGCCGAAGGAUCGCGUAACGCAGAUGCACCAGGGCUACGGGUUCGUGGAGUUCCUGGGCGAGGAGGAUGCCGACUAUGCGAUCAAGAUUAUGAACAUGAUCAAACUGUACGGUAAACCGAUUCGUGUGAACAAGGCUUCGGCGCAUCAGAAGAAUCUGGACGUGGGAGCGAAUAUCUUUAUCGGAAACUUAGAUCCCGAGGUGGAUGAGAAGUUGCUGUAUGAUACGUUUUCGGCGUUUGGGGUAAUUUUGCAGACACCGAAGAUUAUGAGAGACCCGGAGACGGGUAACUCGAAAGGAUUUGCGUUUAUCAAUUUUGCAAGUUUCGAGGCGUCGGAUGCGGCGAUGGAUGCGAUGAAUGGUCAGUAUUUGUGCAAUCGGCCCAUUUCGGUGUCGUACGCGUUCAAGAAGGAUUCCAAGGGCGAACGUCACGGAUCAGCCGCGGAGCGUCUUCUGGCGGCUCAGAAUCCUCUUUCGCAUGCGGAUCGUCCUCAUCAGCUGUUUGCGGACGCACCGGUUCCUCCUCCGAUCAUGCCGAUGAUGCCGUCUCACCCGAUGAUGCCACCUCCUCUGAUGGCUCCACCACCUCCUCCAACUCCGACGGCCGUGCCACCUCCACCGCAGGCACCUUCCGCGCCACAUUUCACGCCGGGAGCGAUACCUCCACCACCGCUACCUCCGCCAAUCGGGCAACCACCGCUGCCUCCGAGCGCCCCAAUGGGAAUACCCGCUCCGCCAAGGAUGAUUCCACCUCCGCCGUGGCAACAACCUGCUCCACCGCCACCAACACCCCCGUCUAUGCCGCCGACAGGCGCUCCGAGACCACCGCCACCAAACUGGAGGCCUCCGCAGCCACCACUGCCCCCGCAGAUGCCGCCUGCCGGAUUUCCCGGACAACCUCGGCUGCCUCCGCCUCCGCCGACGACCAACUUCAGUGCGGAUACGUUCAAUUUCUAGUGAGCGGGCGCGGGGACUGUAUGUGUGUGUUCCGGGAUUUUUGUGUUGCUCUAGAAUACCUAUUACUCUAUCGAACGAUUAAGUGGAAUAAAGCUUAUAAGAAUGAUUA